Mobula hypostoma (lesser devil ray) is the source of this 1906-nucleotide messenger RNA. RefSeq names its product receptor-transporting protein 3-like. The transcript has 4 exons. NCBI's taxonomy places the organism in Eukaryota, Metazoa, Chordata, Chondrichthyes, Myliobatiformes, Myliobatidae. The record is from RefSeq and is a predicted model, not a curated record. Gene Ontology annotation, biological process: protein insertion into membrane; protein targeting to membrane. Bases 154 to 675 code for a protein of 173 amino acids. Gene Ontology annotation, molecular function: olfactory receptor binding.
UGUGGGAAUUGGGAACUCUCCCACAAAAGGAACUGGAGGUGUCUAAUACAGCAGGCCAAGAUGGUUGAAUACAUUAUUUAGCAGAAUAAAUUUGCCUACAGAUUUAUUCAACUUGCUCCGACAGAAGAAACAUUGGCAAACAGAAAGUACAAAAUGGCACGGGUUCCUGGAACAAAUGCUUGGAUAGAAGAGUUUAACUACAUUACGGGAGAAGAAUUAUCAGAACCAUGGAGUUUGAAUUUCAAUUACCAAAUUGAAAAUGAACUAAAUGAUUGGCAAAGAAAAGAUGGUUGGAAGAUUUACAAAACAUCAGCAUUUGGCAGAUUUUAUUGUCGCUGUUCAAAUUCAUGGCCUUCAGCUCGUGUCAGUAUUCUGUUUCAUUACCGACGGAGACGGGGACGUGGAUUAGUUUUGCUUCGUCCCUUCGGACAGCAAUGCCGAGAAUGCACGAACCACCAAUGGCUAAAACCACAGGUUGAUCCCGCCCAAAUGCAUGAAGUGUUUGAGAGGCUUAUAGCAAAAAUCCGCAAAAAUUGCUACAAUAAUCCUGACGUAGUAGUUAGAAAGAGAUCUCUGGUGCCACGGAAGACGAGACCUCAUGAAACGGAUCUCUGUGAAGCCUGUCAUUUGGGUAUCUGCGAUAGAAUAUUUGAUGCCACGGAGAAUGAGACUUGAUGAAACAGAUCUCUGUGAAGGUGUCGAUUGGGUAUCGGCAGCUUGCAAAUUAAUGAUGCUAGUAAAAUAAUCUCUGCAAGUAAGCUUAGGGUAGAAAUUUGACUUUGUCCAACAGGUAAUAUACCAAAAUAUAAUUAAAAUUAAAUGGUAAUGUAUUGUUUAAGUAACAAUAAAAGGAAUAAUUAUAUAACUACCAGCAAAAGAUCCUCCAAAGACACUGCACCCCUCAGCACAAGAAAACCACGUUUUUUUUUCCCUUUCUGCUUUUUUUUCUGCAUUUAGCAAUCUGAAAAUAUUUUAGUAAAAUUACUUUCAGUAGGAAUGGUCCAGCCAACAAACUAAAUCUUAAUUACAUUAGAGAGUGGGAAGCCAAUGGAUUCUUACUGUACUGUAGGCACAUUGGACUGAAACAAGAUCCAAUGUAUCAUUACUUACACUUAAUUAACUUAAAAUGCAUACCUUUCAACUCCUCUGGAAAUGAAAGAAUUACUCGGACAUUUUGACGACAUUUAGGAACUGACCAGAUUGUGCAACCGGUCAGAGGCCAGUCUGGCAUUAAUCGUUUGCUUCGUAGACAUUGAUUGGAAGGCAGUGUCUUGUGUGCUGCCAUUGAUAAGUUGAUAAUGGCUUGAAGCUCUGCCUCUGAGCUUACACAAUUGCAAACACCAUCUGUGCACUGCGGUUCACUGCUGAGUUGGGGGCAACCUUGGUUAUGGAGUGGAGACAAAAUAGGUUGAAUAGUUUCCCAUUGCUCCUCAGAAAAAGUGUACCAUUUUCAGUAUUUCAGGAGCACGAGCUUUGGCUCACUUGAGAAAUGUACAAAUGCAGAUCAGGGUCUCAGACAUGACACAGAUCUCAUGGUCUAUGAGACAGCAGUGACCCCUAAUCUUCUAUGUGCUUCUGAAAUUUGAACUGCCUACAGUGCACAGAUUAUCGCAACUACUGUUAUUGCCUUUUCGAUGUGAUUUCUGCUAAUAUUACCUAUAACUGAAUCGGGGACAGAACAGAAUCAUCUGCAGCUGAAAACAAGACUUUGCUUCAACAAUGCACACAAAAUGCUGGACGAAUUCAGCAGAUUUCCAGCAUAUGCAGAAUUUCUCGUGCUUAACACUUUGCUUAAAACAGAGCUGAAACAAUACAGUCACAAAUUUGUUUCGGCUUUUGAACUUCAAUGCCUGCUUUAUCAAUGAUCGAAAAGGAGAUAAUGUCCUGAAAUUAAAAAAAAUUUCAA